Molecule: messenger RNA, 556 nt
Organism: Paraglomus brasilianum
Lineage: Eukaryota; Fungi; Glomeromycota; Glomeromycetes; Paraglomerales; Paraglomeraceae
Source: the annotation of a GenBank genome assembly
AUGCCCAAUCAACAUCAGCUCAAUUCACCAUUAUUCCAAGAGAUUCCUGAGGAGGAAGCAGAACUCUCGCGAUCGUACGACCGGAGCGAAGAUGCUUUCGCAUCUCGAGUUCCCGACUCAUCAGAUGACACAAUAGAAGCGGAUGAAACGCCUAAUGAACACUCUUCCAUUUUACCAUCUAAGCGUGCUAACGUUCCCGAGAAAGGUAUAUCCGACAAAAAAAAUCCCGUAAAGAGACAAAAAACUGAUAAAAAACGAGAGUCUUCUAUCGUGAAAAAAUUAAUCGAAGAAUUGACAGCAGAAAAGGUUCCGGAUACAAAUAUAACUUCGCCUUCAUCACAAGCUACAUCAUCAGACUCCAUCGACUUUGUCCGUUUAUAUAAUGAAAUUGUUAAUGCCGAAACUCAUAAUGUCAACGCAAGCCAAAAUGUAAUAAGAGCUUACUUCAGUUUCGGUAAAGGUUUGCUGGAUCGUUUAAAUUAUUAUAAAAAAUCCAAUCGAGAACGCGCAUCGCUUAUCCUGGUCAAUAAUGAGGUUAGAGAACAACUCUCUAAAG